Molecule: messenger RNA, 1264 nt
Organism: Bufo bufo (common toad)
Lineage: Eukaryota; Metazoa; Chordata; Amphibia; Anura; Bufonidae
Gene: RAB35
Product: RAB35, member RAS oncogene family
Exons: 6
Coding region: 109-714 (201 amino acids)
Biological process (GO): Rab protein signal transduction; endocytic recycling
Cellular component (GO): plasma membrane; endosome membrane
Molecular function (GO): GTP binding; GTPase activity
Source: RefSeq, a predicted model, not a curated record
CGUCCCGGUUUCGCUGUCACUUCCGGCUGUUUGUCCGGGAAGCGGAUUCGGUCGGAAUAGAACGCGCGGAUCCCGGGAGCCGGCCCACCAGCUGCACAGGCCGCCAACAUGGCCCGGGAUUACGACCAUCUAUUCAAGUUGCUGAUUAUCGGAGACAGCGGUGUCGGCAAAAGUAGUUUACUCCUAAGGUUUGCUGAUAAUACCUUUUCAGGCAGCUACAUCACAACAAUCGGAGUUGAUUUUAAAAUCCGAACAGUUGAAAUUAAUGGUGAGAAAGUGAAACUCCAGAUUUGGGACACGGCAGGACAGGAGAGAUUCCGGACCAUAACAUCAACAUACUACAGAGGGACGCACGGUGUCAUUGUCGUUUAUGACGUUACCAGUGCUGAGUCUUUUGUAAAUGUAAAAAGAUGGUUGCAUGAAAUAAACCAGAACUGUGAUGACGUGUGCCGGAUAUUAGUGGGAAAUAAGAAUGAUGACCCUGAGCGGAAAGUGGUGGAAACAGAAGACGCCUAUAAGUUUGCUGGUCAGAUGGACAUUCGGCUGUUUGAGACUAGCGCUAAAGAAAACCUCAACGUUGAGGAGAUGUUUAAUUGUAUCACUGAGCUAGUCCUCCGAGCAAAGAAAGAAAACUUGGCAAAGCAGCAACAACAGCAACAGAAUGACGUGGUGAAAUUAAACAAAAACAGUAAAAGGAAGAAGAGAUGCUGCUAGGUGCAGGCACAGCACAGAGGCCGCACGCAAUCCUAACAUUCGUUCCUGGGACGAAGAGUAACUGUACCACGGGCAGUGCCCAGCUUUCAGGGGUUGGGGCAUUUUCUCAGUUUUGUGCUGUUAAUUUAAGAAUUUUCUCAAGGUUUUCUAUUGAGAGGCGCUGGCACCUUUUUACUGCUGUGCCAACAAGGUGUUGUGGAUCCUUGUCAUCCCCUUGUCACCCCUGAUCUUCUGGAGCGUCUGCUAGGAAAGGACAGUUGCAGUGCCUACCCCUUGGACUGAUUAACAAGAGUCUGUACAUAAUGUAUAUUGCGUUAACCAGCCAUGCCGCCCUCCUAUUGCUUUGGCUUUUGCCUUCUGAUCGCCAAUCUGUCAUGACGUGCGAUGAAUAUGAACUGAUCAACUUUUUAAAGAUUUAGGACAGUUGGCGUCUUAACCUUGGCUUGCGCCUGGUUUUUGGUCCUGCCUCUUAGGGUAAGAUUCACUAGGCCUUGCUGUUAAUUUGCUUCCCUGCUGUUUAGUUUUUGUCACUAUUUAAAACCACGCUAAA